Malassezia japonica is the source of this 1314-nucleotide messenger RNA. RefSeq lists its product as uncharacterized. NCBI's taxonomy places the organism in Eukaryota, Fungi, Basidiomycota, Malasseziomycetes, Malasseziales, Malasseziaceae. The transcript is spliced from 3 exons. Gene Ontology annotation, cellular component: cytosol. The coding region runs from base 1 to 1314 and encodes 437 amino acids. Gene Ontology annotation, biological process: protein import into peroxisome matrix. The record is from RefSeq and is a predicted model, not a curated record.
AUGAGCGAGGAAGCAACGCCCGCCCAGGCGGCCAACAUUAACCGUGAUGGCGAGAAGAUUGUGGAUAUGGAGUACUACGAGCUGCUUGGUGUGCGUGGCGACGCCACCGAGCUGGACCUGAAGAAGGCGUACCGCAAGGCGGCGGUCCGCAACCACCCCGACAAGGGUGGCGACGAGGAGACGUUCAAGAUGAUUGGCGAGGCCUACCGUGUGCUGAGUGACUCGAACGCGCGCGCGGACUAUGACCGCUACGGCAAGAAGAAGCCGACCGACGAGGUGGGCCUCAAGGAGGCGACGGAAAUGUUUGGCAACCUCUUUGGUGGCGAGCGCUUUGUCGACCUGAUUGGCGAAAUUAGCCUGAUCAAGGACUUUUCCAAGGCGUCCGAGAUUAUGAUGUCCGACGAGGAGCGCGAGGAGAUUGAGCGCCAGAUGAAGGAGCACAACAAGCCUACCGAGGCCAUUGACGGCGAGAAUGCGUCCGAGGAGCCCGCGUCGACUGCCGCGGUCGCCGCCAAGGAGAAGGAGAAGCAAAAGGCCAAGAUUACCCCCGAGCAGCGCGAGAAGCUCGAGGCCUUUGAGAAAGAAAAGGCCGAGAAGGAGAAGAAGCGCGUCGAGGACCUCACCGAGAAGCUCAAGGAGCGCAUCCGUCCGUUUGUGAAUGCCAAGAACCCCGGCGACGCGGACGACUCCGAGACGCAGCUCUUUACGCGCCGGAUGAAGGAGGAGGCCGAGGACCUGAAGCUCGAGUCGUUCGGUGUCGAGCUCCUGCACACCAUCGGCACGGUCUAUCUGACCAAGAGCAACACGUGGCUCAAGACGAAGCGCGGCAACUUCCUCGGCAUGCCUGGCUUUUGGAACCGGAUGAAGGAGCGCGGCGGCACGAUCAAGGAAAUGUGGGGUGUGAUGGGCAGCGCGAUGAAUGUGCAGAUGAGCAUGGAAGAGCUUGCGCGUCAUCAGGACAAGGGCGAUAUCGGCGAGGAGGAGAUGAAGCAGCUCGAGCAGGACAUGAACGGCAAGAUGCUCCUUGCGACAUGGCGCGGCACGCGCUGGGAGGUCAAUGGCAUCCUGCGCCAGGUCCUCGACAAUGUUUUGAACGAGAAGGGUGUCAGCGACAAGGUGCUCAUCCAGCGCGCCAAGGCCAUUGCCUACAUUGGCGCUAUCUAUAAGCAGGUCGUGCCGGACGAGUCGGACGACGAGCGCCGCGAGCUCGAGCGCCUCGUCGCGCAGGCCGGCGAGAAGAAGAAGAAGCGCAAGGAGAAGGAGUCGCGCUUCGGCUUUGGAUCGAAGUCGACCACGCGCAAGGCGAGCACAUAG